Diatraea saccharalis (sugarcane borer) is the source of this 2877-nucleotide messenger RNA. NCBI's taxonomy places the organism in Eukaryota, Metazoa, Arthropoda, Insecta, Lepidoptera, Crambidae. The record is from the annotation of a GenBank genome assembly.
AUGGUGCUAACCUUAUACAAGAAGGACACGAGCCCCCCGUCACGGUCUGUAUUUAUGGCAAUCCAUGCUUUGCAAAUACCUAACGUCAAGUUCGUCAAUGUUCAUUUACCAGACGGGGAACAUUUAACUGAAGAAUAUUUGAAAAUGAAUCCACAACAUACGAUACCCCUUUUAAAAGACGACGAUUUUCUUAUAUGGGACAGUCACGCAAUCUGCGGGUAUUUAGUCGCAAAAUAUGGCAGAAAUGAUAAUCUUUACCCGUUGGAUCCGAAAAUGAGAGCAGUUGUCGACCAAAGAUUGCAUUUUGAUAGUGGAGUCCUCUUCAAUACGCUGCGUUCAACAGUUGCACCCUUAUUAUAUUCAGAUGACAAGGAUUUCAAACCGGAAAAUUUGGCAAAAUUCAAGGAAGCCUAUAGCUUCAUGGAAAAGUUUCUAACCAAGUCCUGGCUGGCUGGUGACCACGUUACCAUUGCCGACAUCUGCUGCGUGUCUACUAUCAGUUCUAUGAAUGAGAUACUUCCCAUCAAUGAAAUAGAGUAUCCAAAACUGACUGAUUGGUUGCAAAAGUGUUCACAGCAAGACUUUUAUAAGAAAGGAAAUGCACCAAACAUUUUACUGUUUCGUGAAAUGAUUAAAAACAAACUGGCAGAGAAGCAAAAGAGCGUGUAAACAAACGUCUAAACUUUUAUAUCUUUGUAAUAAGAAUGAGUCUGAAACAUUGAGAUGUAUUGUAAUCAUCUAAUAGCAUAUUAUUCAAUAAUAUUCUAGCUGCAUUAGGAUGUCAUAUUAGUGACACUAGCAAAUUCUUCUUCAACUUUUAAAAUUAGAAAAUAUGUAAGUAGCCCUACCUCCACCCUUCCAAGAAAAUAUAUGCGAUUGAGUCACUGCUUUUUCGUUGGCGGUUAUAUUCUGCAAUGCCAGUCGUCAUGGAUCCCCCCUGGCAUCCUCUUCAGCAUCUAAUUUUAGUGUAACGGCAGCCGCCAAGAGUGACCACGAACGUUGCUAGAUGCCGUUGUCAUGGCAUCCAAUUUUCCUACGACUUUGCCAAUCAAUGGCAUGUGACAUCAGAAUUCUGAUAUUUCUUUAUAGAGCAUAUGAUUUCAUUCGAAGAAUUCUUCUAUUUUCUCUCCUUUGGUAUGUCCCAUUCCGAUUAACUUAAAUUUGAGGUAAUAGCCUAUCAGUAUUCUCGAUUAUAAACAGUGAAAUAAUAUAUAUAGUUUUAUUUAUACCUCACUAGUUGUAGUUUCUAAUAAUAGAUAUAAAUAUAUUUUAGAUAGAUAACUCUUAUUUAAAUAUAGUUACUCUUUGCUCAUACAACAAAAACACAGUUUAAAUUAUACUAGCCGUUUUCCCGUAACUUUGACCGCGUAAAAUAUAGCGUAUGAUGAAACUUGUCUUCGGUGGAAGAAUUUUAAUAAUCGAAUCACAAUUUUCGAAGGUAGCUCCGUAUAACCUUACAAAGAGAGAACUUUACCUCUUUGUAUUAUUAGUAAAGACAUGUCAAUAUUAUAGUUGGCUGAGGUACAGAUUGCGAUUGGAAAAGGUGUAACUAGUCAUUCAUUUAUUACUAUUAUAAAUGAUCUAGUGCAAUAAGGAGAGCCUUAAUUAAUGGACCAGAGAAAAUGGCAGAAGAGUAAUUGAUUUUUCUUUGGUAUCUUAAGUACCUCCGUUUAUAUAUUUUUUACUCUUUAUAAUUUCAGCUUUUAAAAUUUUCACGUAAAAACCCAACAACGUAAAAUUUUGAUUGGAUAAUCAUAACGCAAUAAAAUGGACAAAGGAAUCAGAAGCGACGGUUAUUGGAGUUACUGAAAGUACCACAUGUAAAAUAUAAAUGAAACUCUUACAACCACAUUUAUUUUUCAAACAAAUAAAUUAUAAUCGUUUAUAAGGCAAAUCUUGAAACUGAAUUUCUCUGGCUUCGACUUAAGCUGAAAUUGCAUUUAAUUUUUUUUUAGGUAGACUUUCCGCCAGUGGCUUCGCCCCGUGGUUCUGUAUUAUACAUCCCUAUAAAAAAUCCUCUGGAAUGUGCUCUUGAAUCACACUAAAUUGAUGAAAUUUUCAUUUAAUCCGAUGUAUAGUUCAACAUCUCAGCGUACAGAUAGCGAAUUUGUUUAAUAUUAUUUUAGAAUUAAAUCAAAUCAAAAUUAUUUUGUCAGGCUAGGCUUUUACAAGCACUUGUGAAACUCGAGGGCUACGCCAUCGGUUUGUAAAUCUACAGCGCGAGACCUUGUAAUGAGUAGAACGAGCAAGAAACUCGGCAAGGGCUGCUUUUUUCUCCAUGUUUUAUUUCAUACAGAUUGUCAAGACUGAAAAACGACUUUUUUCAAUAAGAAGUCACUUAAAUAUGACACACUGGAAGACAAUAAAUGGUACACUAUAAACGUAACAAUUUAAAUAUAAUAUGGCGGCUUUGGUUAUUUUUUGUGCACUCGCUGAGUAGAUUAUGAUUGAUUUCUUUAUAAAUGUAAUAUGGAAGACUAUUCUUCUAUUAAGUGAAUUUAAAUAAAAACUUUUUUUUCGAAAUACUUUUUAUAAAUAAUACUUUUGCUGAAUUGUCCGUUUGUUAUUUCCUGCAGUUAAAUUUAAUCAGCAUGAAUAGAUCGAAUGUUCUACUUAAAUUCCUUGGAUUUAGACAUUUUUUUUCUGUAAUAAAAACAUAAGUAUUUAAUUUAAAAUAUAUAAUAAACAUAAUUGCUUAAAUUCCAUAAUUGCUCGAGAUGAAUAGUAAAAAAACGGAAACAUUUUAUUAAUUUCGUGAUAAGUUAUUUUAAAUAUAAUUUGUCCAGUUUGUAAAAGUUUCCAAAGAAACAGAUUUUAAUGAUGAGGUUGCAUCGUAUCAUGUAAUGUGUGCAUGUUUUUGUCUAAAUAAUAAACACU